AUGUCUGGAAUCCUCGAUGGAGAUCUGUUCUCGGCCGUUGCCGAACGCAAGAUGGUCCGCUCGACACGAGUUUCAAGCUGGGAUCAUACAGGGAACAAUAAUGACCAUUUUGUCAUCCAACCUGGCGAAACAGCAGUGCUUGCAGACCUUGAGGGUCCCGGGAAGAUCACGCAUCUCUGGUUUGUACAGGCCUGUCGUCGCAUGCUCGGGCCAGGCCUCGUCAACUAUGCUAAGGCCGGUUCCUUCAUGUCUGAGACCCCGGGCACCUCGGGCCUAAGCUACGAGGAUAACGAUCCCGAUUAUUACCGCAAGGUCCUAAUCAAGAUGUACUGGGACGACUCAGAGACUCCCAACGUGCUGGCUCCCCUGGGUGAUUUCUUCUGCAUUGGUCACUCGCUGACGUCCAAUUUCCAAUCUCUUCCAUUCACUGUCUCUGCCAGACCCGAAGAUGACAAGAAGUUUGGUGGCGCGGCCGCCCUGAACUGCUACCUGCCCAUGCCUUUCAACAAACGCGCUCGUAUCGAGGUGGAAAACCAGGGUGAGAACUCGCUCAUCCAGUACUUCUACAUUGACUAUGAGCUGCGCCUCAAGCCAUUUGACCCCAGCAAGAUCCUCUACUUCCAUGCCCAUUGGCGCCGGGAGAACCCUACUCAAGGAUGGGCGCCGCCGGAGAUGCAAACCAAUAGUCCCGAGACAAAUGUACCCAACCUCGAUGGCAAGGACAACUAUGUUCUACUUGACACCACCGGGGCAGGAACAUAUAUCGGCUGCAACCACUCUGUUGCCCACUUCCAGGGCUCAUGGUGGGGUGAGGGUGACGACAUGAUCUUUAUUGAUGAUGAUACCUGGCCACCAUCCAUCCACGGUACUGGUGGAGAAGACUACUUCUGCAUGGGCUGGGGCAUGCAGAAGAAUGCCUACCCAUUCUGCGGCUCAAUUCUGCACGAGAGUGAAGUGCCGAACUACCAGGUCUCCUAUCGCUGGCAUCUGCCCGACCCCGUCCGCUUCAACAAGAAGAUCCGUGUGACAAUGGAGCACGGACACGCCAACCACUUGAGUGACGACUGGUCCACGACUGUGUACUGGUACCAGACCCUGCCGGGCCCCAAGCUGGAUAUCCUGCCCGUGCAACAACGUCUGCCUCGCAAGCCGCAGUUCCCUCCUUACGAUACAACUAUGGACGCACCAAAACCAAAAGAAUUGACGGAGCUCCAAAAGAAGAUGAUUGUCCAGCGUGAGGAGCGUUUCAGGGAAUUCUUGAAGGAUCACAAUGAGUUGCUCGAGGCUAAGGCAGUGGAAAGCAGAGAACGUGCGAAGAAGAAUAUCGAACUGGCAAGGGAGGUUCGACGGCGGUUCCUGGCGGGUACUUGGAAUUAAGUGCUCUACAAACUGUCUUCGUCAGUGUUCAACUGCGAGGAAUGAAUGUAACUGUGUAUGGGUCUAGAGAGACAAUUUGCUUUCCAGGAUUGGUAUUUGCUGGCUAGAUCGAUUUCCGUUCAGCAUCCUUCCCUCUGCUAUUCCCGCCGUUCCUUUACAUUCAUUCAUAUAUUGAGAAGUUACUAUAGCCGUCCUCUUCCGCUCCGAGUAGUGAGAUACUUCUGUGGCUCAGUCAGUCACCAAGGAAGACGCUGUGGGGGUUUCGAGCAAGUAUAUCAAGCUGCUUGGCCUCCCCUUCAUCUUCCUUCUUUAUCCCCUCCCCCCAGCUCCUCACCAGAUACCAAUUGAU
Messenger RNA from Monascus purpureus, 1726 nucleotides. Lineage: Eukaryota; Fungi; Ascomycota; Eurotiomycetes; Eurotiales; Aspergillaceae. The record is from the annotation of a GenBank genome assembly.